Molecule: messenger RNA, 876 nt
Organism: Actinia tenebrosa (Australian red waratah sea anemone)
Lineage: Eukaryota; Metazoa; Cnidaria; Anthozoa; Actiniaria; Actiniidae
Source: RefSeq, a predicted model, not a curated record
AUGAUCCUUCAUGCUGCAUAUGCUGUGAGAGAGUCUCCUACCUCUGUAAUCAUCAUCCAGUCUCCAGAUACCGACGUUCUUGUCCUAUGUGUAUCCCAUUUCUCUGAAAUUGAAUGCAGAAAGUUGUGGUUUCGUACUGGCUUAAGCGACCGUCAGAGAUACAUUCCAGUGCAUACUAUCCAGCAAAGCCUAGGAGAAAGGUUGUGUCAGUGUCUGCCAGCAUUCCACGCCCUCACUGGCUGCAAUUCGACGAGCAGCAUAUCCCAUCGUGGGAAGAAGAAACUGUGGAUUGCCCUCAAGUUCAGUGCCACUCACCAGAUAACUCUCAGCCUGUUUGGUCAGCAGCCAGAUUUGGAUGAUACGCUUGCUGAAAAGACGGAAGCUUUCAUACGUGAUCUAUAUCCCAAUACGAAAAGAAGCACAAGUACCAUGRACGAGCUACGGUACCUAAUGUUUUGCCAACAGCGUAAACGCAGAAAUGAGGCUCUUCCGCCAACAUCAGACAGCUUGAGACAGCACAUGAAGCGCGCAAGCUACCAAACAUUUAUCUGGAGAAGCUCCCUCAUAGCGAUGCAGGAUCUACAGAGUCSAGAAGGCCAUGGAUGGGAGAUAGAAGAUGGUACUCUCAAACCAGUCUAUAUGACGAAGGAUCCUGCUCCACGCAGUCUUGUUGAGCUAACUACAUGUAACUGUAAGAAGUCUCAGUGUCAAGGUAAUUGCUCCUGCUACAAUUCAGGACUCUCCUGUACGGAGGCGUGCUUUUGCAUGCGUGACGAAACAUGCAAUAACCCACAUUCUACAGCUGAGCAAUAUUACAGUGACUCAGAUGAGGGAUCUGACGACGACUUGGAAGAUGACAGCGAUGAGGAAGAGUGA